GCACCCGGGGCCCGGGCUCGGGUCGGGCGGCCAGCUCCAUGGCGGGCUGCUGCUGCCUCUCGGCGGAGGAGAAGGAGUCGCAGCGCAUCAACGCCGAGAUCGAGCGGCAGCUCCGCCGGGACAGGAAGGACGCGCGCCGCGAGCUCAAGCUGCUGCUGCUGGGAACUGGCGAGAGUGGGAAAAGCACCUUCAUCAAGCAGAUGAGAAUUAUCCAUGGAUCUGGUUACAGUGAUGAAGACAGGAGAGGCUUCACGAAGCUGGUUUACCAGAACAUAUUCACUGCCAUGCAAGCCAUGAUCAGAGCAAUGGACUCCCUCAGGAUACACUACGUGUGUGAGCAGAGUCAGGAGAACGCCCAGGUCAUCAAGGAAGUAGAAGUGGAUAAGGUGUCGGCGCUGUCCAAAACCCAGGUGGAGGCCAUCAAGCAGCUGUGGCGAGACCCCGGAAUCCAGGAGUGCUAUGACCGAAGGAGGGAGUACCAGCUGUCGGACUCCACCAAAUAUUACCUGACUGACAUUGACAGAAUCGCCAUGCCAUCCUUCGUGCCAACACAGCAGGAUGUGCUUCGAGUCCGAGUGCCCACAACUGGCAUCAUCGAGUACCCCUUUGACUUGGAGAACAUCAUCUUUCGGAUAGUGGACGUUGGUGGCCAGCGAUCUGAAAGACGGAAAUGGAUCCACUGCUUUGAAAAAGUCACUUCCAUCAUUUUCUUGGUUGCUUUGAGUGAAUAUGACCAGGUCUUGGCUGAGUGUGACAAUGAGAACCGCAUGGAAGAGAGCAAAGCCUUAUUUAAGACCAUUAUCACCUACCCCUGGUUUCUGAACUCCUCUGUGAUUUUAUUCUUAAACAAGAAGGAUCUUCUGGAGGAGAAAAUCAUGUACUCUCAUUUAAUUAGCUAUUUCCCAGAAUACACAGGACCCAAGCAGGAUGUCAAAGCUGCUAGAGACUUUAUCCUGAAGCUUUACCAAGACCAGAAUCCCGACAAAGAGAAAGUCAUCUACUCCCACUUCACGUGUGCCACAGACACAGAGAACAUACGCUUUGUGUUCGCUGCCGUCAAAGACACAAUUCUGCAAAUCAACCUGAGAGAAUUCAACCUGGUGUGAAAGCUGCUGCUCACGCCGCCUCCAGAAAUGAAGAUAGCUUCAAAGCUCUUCUUGUUUCAUUUGCAAAUGCUGUCACACUGUCUGACCCAGCCCACUGUGCAGAACCCCUUCCUCCUGUCACUCCCCACUCCCCCAAGUUCAUCAUGCAGGGAUGGACAAUGCAGCUGGGAAGAGACGUGAGUUCACCAAAACCUUUUGAACACUUCUAUUCUCAAAUUGUUUUUCUGUUUCUUUUCCUGACUUUUUGGCUAUACAUUUUGUGUAAGUUUGGAACCUGAUGUUUUAUAGAAUUUUAAAAAGGCACUGAUUUACUGUGCAUUUUAAAAUAUUAAGUGUCUUUUCAUAGGCAUUAAAAAUCAUUUAACAGUUUUUACUCAGAGGGGCCUGUUAAUUUACAGAUCAUGCAUGCCUGAAGACUUCUAAGGGAGUCAUCUGGGUGACUUUUUUAAUUUUCAAAGAGUAUUUAUUGGUUUGAGGCUUUUAUGAAACUUUACAAUUUUGACAUUCUGAAUUAAGUUUUCUCUUUGCAUGCUAAAAAUAUGACUUCUUUAGCAUACUACCAAGGAUUUUUUUUUAAAAUCCAUUUGGUUCUUUUUUCAGUAAACUUUCUAACCAAAUGAAUAAGCCAGCACAUCUUUGUUUUGAUACAAUCUAACUCCAUGAAGCUCAAACUGACAUGGGAGUAGAUGGGUGUAAGAGUGUAGAAUAUCUACGCAUUGGUGAAAAUGUGUAUGUGGAAAUUUUACAUUCUGUUAAUUCCACUUUUCCACAAAGGUGUUAAAGCCCCCGAUCAUAUAUGUCCCUAACUAAGUAUAUAGCCAGGCCUUGCAUAUGUAUGACAUGAUGCCCCUGGAUGCCUCCAUGCGGAUGGCCAUCCCAGACCUACAGGUUAUGUUUGGACUGAUGUAUUCUGUACUUUCCUGAGGUUAAAAAUAUACCAUUAUAUGAACACUGAA
Echinops telfairi (small Madagascar hedgehog) is the source of this 2062-nucleotide messenger RNA. RefSeq names its product G protein subunit alpha 14 (gene GNA14). Gene Ontology annotation, molecular function: G protein-coupled receptor binding; guanyl nucleotide binding; GTPase activity. The coding region runs from base 39 to 1106 and encodes 355 amino acids. The transcript has 7 exons. Gene Ontology annotation, cellular component: heterotrimeric G-protein complex. The record is from RefSeq and is a predicted model, not a curated record. Lineage: Eukaryota; Metazoa; Chordata; Mammalia; Afrosoricida; Tenrecidae. Gene Ontology annotation, biological process: action potential; adenylate cyclase-modulating G protein-coupled receptor signaling pathway; phospholipase C-activating dopamine receptor signaling pathway.